UGUUUUCGUUCUAGAAAAACACCGAAAAUCGUAAUUCAGUGACUAUUUCCGCAAAAAAAGAGUAAAAUUUAUAAAGAUAAAUAAAUAAGACAUAAUGCUUUCAUCUAAGUUGGAGGUACUCGUAGACUUGGGAUCAAAGCCAGACGAACAGCUGUUGGAGAAAACAUUAAGCGAACUAAAAUUAAAAGAUGGAGUUCAAGAGGCUGUAUUUAAAGAUGGAGCCAUCGUUGUAGAGACAUCGUUACCGAGCGCUGUGGUGUUAGACGUAGUCACCAAAAUGUCAGGAAGGAGAGCCGUUUUACAAGGGUUUGGAGAGACCCAAUCAGCAGUAGCGAUGGUGUCCAGCCAGUCGUGCUGCAAAGCGAACGUGAUGGGCGUCAUCAGGUUCCAACAGACGCCCGAAGGUCCACUGGUAGCGGAUGGCAGCAUCGAUGGGCUAAGUCCGUCCAGUGUACACGGAUUGCACGUGCAUGACGCCGGAGAUCUUAGUCAGGGGUGCGAAUCAAUAGGGGGUCACUACAACCCCUACAAUAGUCCUCACGGGGGUCCAGACGACCCCAAAAGCAGUAGACACGCGGGAGACUUGGGGAACAUUGUUGCUGAUGAAAAUGGACGAGCUACGUUCAGGAUAUUGGACAAUGUACUUAAGGUUUGGGACAUAGUGGGGCGGUCGGUAGCAGUGUCAGCAAAGGUCGAUGACCUGGGCAGGGGAGGCUCGCCCACUUCGAGGGUAGACGGAGACAGCGGUACUCCUAUAGCCUGUGGAAUCAUCGCUAGAUCCGCUGGUAUAUUCCAAAACCCGAAACGGAUAUGCGCGUGCGACGGCGUCGUAGUGUGGGACGAGCGAGACAGACCGCUUGCGGGAAAGGGACGGAGGAAGGACACGGGCGAUGCGGGGGAGCGAGACAGCUGCUGCAAGAAAGAGACGGAGAAGAAACCGUGCUGUAAAUUUUGAGGGGUUCGAAUUUCAGAGCUUUAGUUUUGUGGUUAUUUGGUUUUUGUUAAGUUUAAAAUGCUAAUUCCAGAUGUCAAAUAGUUCG
Messenger RNA from Ostrinia nubilalis (European corn borer), 1040 nucleotides. RefSeq names its product copper chaperone for superoxide dismutase (gene Ccs). Bases 95 to 955 code for a protein of 286 amino acids. Gene Ontology annotation, molecular function: superoxide dismutase copper chaperone activity; copper ion binding. Gene Ontology annotation, biological process: superoxide metabolic process. The record is from RefSeq and is a predicted model, not a curated record. The transcript is spliced from 7 exons. Lineage: Eukaryota; Metazoa; Arthropoda; Insecta; Lepidoptera; Crambidae.